Molecule: messenger RNA, 519 nt
Organism: Acanthosepion pharaonis
Lineage: Eukaryota; Metazoa; Mollusca; Cephalopoda; Sepiida; Sepiidae
Source: the annotation of a GenBank genome assembly
AUGAGCCAUGAUGUUGAUGAUGAUGAUCAUGAUGAUGAUAAGUUCGUUUUCACGAACAAAGAUACAGAAAGAUAUUCCAGUUCUCUUCGUAGGAUGGAUGUAAUUUCUCUUUCUUUCUCUUUCUUUCUCUUUCUUUUCUCUCGUUUUCUUAAUUUUUUCUUUCUUCACAUUUAUACUACUUUUCUUUCUGCCUCGUUUCAGUUGUCUUUCUCGAUUGCGCCUGCCAUUUUCUUCUUUCUAAACAACUGUCUUUAUCUCCUUCAAAUUCUCCUACUUUUCCUAUCACACGCUCUCUCCUUUCUUUCUUUCUUUCUUUUUUCUUUCUUUAAUUUUCCCUUUCUUUUUUCUUUAUUUUCUUUUUCUUUCUUUAUUUCUCUCUCUCUUUCUUUUUUUCUCCCUCUUUCUUUCUUUAUUUCUCUCUCUCUUUAUUUAUUUUUAUCUCUUUUUCUUUAUUUCUUUAUUUCUUUCUUUAUUUCUUUCUUUCUUUUUCCCAAUUACUUAAAUGUUUCUUCUUUUUGA